Messenger RNA from Pyrenophora tritici-repentis Pt-1C-BFP, 891 nucleotides. Its product is annotated as cupin domain containing protein. The record is from RefSeq and is a predicted model, not a curated record. Lineage: Eukaryota; Fungi; Ascomycota; Dothideomycetes; Pleosporales; Pleosporaceae.
AUAACUACAAUACAUACUUCUCUUUCACGUAACCUCAAAUUGUAUCAAUCGCAAAAAUCGUACAUCACAAAACGAUUCUGCCAUGCCCCAACAAAACGAACAACUUCUUGACAACGGCCUUCGGCCCCUCUGUCGUUACAUCACCGACCACGACUCGAACGGCAAAACCAGAUUCUCAGAAGUUGUACCCGACCCCUUGAAAUGGCAACAAAUGGCAAAUGGCGCUCGAUUUAGUCUGGCAUACGCAACGGAAGAGUACCCGGUCAAUUUCACUGAUAACAAGGAUCUGGAAAUCUAUCAAAAAAAUCUCGUUGAUCUUCCCGGGAUCAUUAUUCCUGGGGGAACUGUCUUGCGUAUGGUUGACAUACACCCUGGAUCGAUAUCGCCAAUGCAUCGCACGAUUAGCUGUGACUACGGCGUUGUUAUUGAGGGCGAGGUGGAGCUGAUUUUGGACUCGGGGGAAAAGAGAUUGCUGAAGCGGGGCGAUAUCACGAUUCAAAGGGGCACGAAUCACGCUUGGAGAAACCUUAGUGAUACGAAAUGGGCGCGCAUGUUGUAUGCACUUCAAGAGUCCCAGCCGCUGCUGUUUAAUGGCAAGCUUCUGGACGAGGAUUACGGCGAUGGAAUGGACGAUGUUAAGGCAUCUAAGAAAUUGGCAGGACUGCGCACAGCUGCGUGACGGGUCUGGAAGAGAAAAUCGUGCAUUGAGAAUACCAUGAAUAUUUCACUAGCGAUCGACAAACCGUUCGUGGGAGAUUUGACUUUGACUCGAUGACGCCUAAGUUCCUCAGUUUUAUCAAGAUAUAGAUCAACAACUAUAUCUUAAGAACGUUCUCUACCAUGUUUAACGUCGUCAAUAUUUGGGCCCACAAUGAUGACUUCGUCUCUUUC